This is a messenger RNA of Leishmania braziliensis MHOM/BR/75/M2904, 2814 nucleotides long. Its product is annotated as putative cAMP specific phosphodiesterase. The record is from RefSeq and is a predicted model, not a curated record. Gene Ontology annotation, molecular function: protein binding; 3',5'-cyclic-nucleotide phosphodiesterase activity. Bases 1 to 2814 code for a protein of 937 amino acids. Lineage: Eukaryota; Euglenozoa; Kinetoplastea; Trypanosomatida; Trypanosomatidae. The transcript has a single exon. Gene Ontology annotation, biological process: signal transduction.
AUGAGAAAGCAGUGCCGCACCAUGGCAUCUCUUACGGCUAAGCAAACGUCAGAGAUCGGCACAACCACCAAGCCAGACGGUAGCAAUCAUCUCCUCGAGGCACUCACGCUGUGCCAUUCCAUUCUGGGUCGCUACAGGCGCUGCGGGGUGCAGCUCAGCGACACAGAGGCUUCCGCCUUCGCCAAUUUACGAAACCAUUUCUCUAGCAUAAGUGGCGGCGCGGCAGACGCUGCAGGUGCGGUGCGCGCCACCCAAAAUGCAUCGCAUCAUCGAGAACUACAAGAGUACGCUCAGCUGUCGCAGCGCUGCCUGACUCUCCAGCACCCCCUCUCCCACAUAAUCUCAACCAUCAAUGACGAAUUCUCCAAAAUUGUGGGCUUUCCCGUGCGCACCCACUACGUAAACAUAAACGACGCAGUGCUGUGCGACCCGGUGCACGACACCGUCGCCACCAUGGACGCGUCCGCGCCCAUCGGCAGGUGUGCGCAGACGAAGAAGACCGUGACCCUCUUCAACACUGCCUAUAUUCCCCUAUGCUACAACAACCGCAUCGUCGGCUGCAUGGAGGUGGAGGGUAGCGUAAUGGACACAACAACGCCGCAAUUUGGAUACGCACUUCAGGUAGCGGCGCUGACGAUACACAACGCCAUCUCCAUUGAUCAGCUGCGAUGGGAAACGCGGAAGGCGGAGGCCAUGGUAAACAUGGCGACACGGCUUGCGCGCGACACGCUGGAGGAGUCGGUGCUGGUGCAGUCCAUCAUCAACACGGCGAAGACGCUGACGGAGAGCGACCGGUGCAGCAUUUUCCUGGUGAAGGCGGACGGCAGUCUGAAGGCGCACUUUGAGGACGGCAACGUUGUGGUGGUGCCUGCUGGGACAGGCAUCGCAGGCUACGUUGCGGAGUCGGGUGCUGUGGUGAACAUCCCGAACGCGUACGAGGACGAGCGGUUCAACCGGUCUGUGGACAAGGUGACUGGCUACCAUACACGCACGAUUCUGUGCCUGCCGAUCGCGUUCGAGGGCACGAUCGUUGCCGUUGCUCAGCUGAUCAACAAGCUGGACAUGGUGACAGAGAGCGGGCAGCGGCUGCCACGGGUGUUUGGACAGCGCGACGAGGAGCUGUUUGAGACGUUCUCCAUGUUUGCUGCCGCGUCGCUGCGCAACUGCCGCAUCAACGAGACGCUGCUGGCGGAGAAGAAGAAGGGCGACGCGAUCCUGGACGUUGUGACGGUGCUGUCGAACACGGACAUCCGCGACGUGAACAGCAUUGUGCGGCACGUGCUGCACGGUGCGAAGAAGCUGCUGAACGCGGAUCGGUCUUCGAUGUUUCUGCUGGAUAAGGAGCGCAACGAGCUAUACAGCAAGAUGGCCGACAGCACGAACGAGAUCCGAUUUCCGUGCGGGCAAGGCAUUGCCGGCACUGUUGCCGAGUCCGGCGUUGGUGAGAACAUCAUGGAUGCGUACGCCGACUCGCGCUUCAACAGCGCUGUGGACCGGCAGCUGGGCUACCGUACUCAGUCCAUUCUGUGCGAGCCAAUCAUGCUGAAUGGCGAGGUGCUUGCCGUGGUGCAGCUCGUUAACAAGCUCAACGACGAUGGUAGUGUGUCCUGCUUCACAUCCGUGGAUCGGGAAACGUUCCAGGUGUUCUCACUGUUUGCCGGUAUCUCGAUCAACAACAGCCAUCUACUGGAGUUCGCCGUGAACGCAGGCCGUGAGGCAAUGAACUUGGGCCUGCAUCGCAACAGCGUUUCAGCGCUUCGUGGUCUAAAGGGAGUGAAUGUGAUUGAAGUGACGCCGGAGGAGCGUGAGGCGGUGAUGUCGAUCGACUUCGGGAGUGCAUAUGACUUCGCUUCGCCGAACUUCAACCUGUUUGAAGUGCGCGAGAGGUGCAGCGAGCCAAUGGAUGCGGCUGCCGGUGUUGCGUACAAUCUGCUGUGGAACACUGGCCUGCCGGAGAAGUUUGGCUGCCGUGAGCAGACGCUGCUGAACUUCAUCCUGCAGUGCCGCCGUAGGUACCGUCGUGUGCCGUACCACAACUUCUACCACGUCGUGGAUGUGUGCCAGACGCUGCACACAUACCUGUACAUUGGCAAGGCGUCGGAGUUCCUGAUGGAGCUGGAUUGCUACGUGCUGCUCAUAACUGCACUGGUGCACGACCUCGACCACAUGGGUGUGAACAACAGCUUCUACCUGAAGACGGACUCGCCGCUGGGUAUUCUGUCCAGCGCGAGCGGGAACAACUCCGUGCUGGAGGUGCAUCACUGCAGCCUCGCCAUCGAAAUACUGUCCGACCCCACCGCGGACGUGUUCGAGGGGCUGGGCGGGGACGACGUCGCGUACGCGUACCGCUCCCUGAUUGACUGUGUGCUGGCCACUGAUAUGGCAAAGCACAGUGACGAGCUAAAGAGCUUCCUUGAGGUGGUGACGGGCGGGUUUGAUAUGGAGAAUGAGGCCCAUCGUCGCCUGGUGAUGCAGACGCUGAUUAAGGCCGGUGACGUGUCGAAUGUGACGAAGCCGUUUGAGACGUCGCGCAUGUGGGCGAUGGCUGUGACGGAGGAAUUCUACCGCCAGGGUGACAUGGAGAAAGAGAAGGGCGUGGAGGUGUUGCCGAUGUUUGACCGGUCGAAGAACACCGAGCUGGCACGUGGGCAGAUUGGCUUCAUCGACUUUGUAGCUGGCAAGUUCUUCCGGGACAUUGUGGGCAGCUUCUUUCAUGGAAUGCAGUGGUGUGUUGACACGGUAACCUCCAACCGUGCGAAGUGGCAAGAUAUCCUGGACGGCCGCCGCGUGUCGGCGGUAUCUGUAGGAGUUUAA